AUGAUCCCUCCAAAUGCUCGUGUGAUCGAUGUUUUUCCGCGUCCCGAUUUGAGCCGUCCACGAUGGGAUCAAAAUACUUACAAGGGAAGAGCUCUUCAUUUCUUCACAACGGUCAACCCGAUGAACAUCUUUGUGACGUCAUCAAAACUCGAGCAAUGUCGAGAGAUUGUUAAAAGUUACAGGAAAGGCCAAAUCGAUUCAUCGAUAACGGUCGAGGAAUUGUGGAAAGCGAAACAUCUCUACGAUUCGGCUUUUCACCCAGACACCGGCAACAAAAUGUUCUUACCGGGAAGGAUGAGCUUUCAGGUUUGGGGCAAUAUGGUGAUCACCGGUGGAAUGUUGACGUUUUAUCGCCGCUUUCAUCACGUUAUCUUUUGGCAAUGGAUUAAUCAAUCGUUUAACGCGGUGGUCAACUACACAAACCGGUCGGGUUCACAUGCGGCAUCGACGAAACACCUCUUUGUGUCCUACUGUUGCGCAACAGGAUCGGCUCUCUUCGCCGCUCUCUAUUUGAACUCUCUUGUCAAGGAUCAACAUAGUCUUCGUGGUCGACUCGUCCCGUUUGCUGCAAUUGCCAUCGCUAAUGUGGUCAACAUUCCAAUAAUGAGGAGCAAUGAAUUCUCCGAUGGUAUCCCUGUGGAGGAUCGUGAGGGAAAUGUGCUUGGUGAAUCGAAACGAGUCCCCCAAAUGGCCAUCCCACAAGUUGUAUUGUCGAGGAUCGGAAUGACGAUUCCGAGCUUUAUCGGCAUCCCGUUAAUCAUGAACAUCAUUUCGCGAAAGGCGUGGUACAAAUCGCGUUCCUGGAUCUCGAUUCCAAUUCAAUCGGCAUUGGCUGGCUUUUGUCUCACUUUUUCCACUCCACUCGCCUGCGCGCUUUUCCCGCAAAAGAGCAGUAUCAAGGUGUCACAUCUCGAGCAGGAACUCCGCGAGAAAAUCGCUCUCUUGCCACACCCACCCGAAUACGUCUACUACAAUAAGGGACUC
This is a messenger RNA of Mesorhabditis belari, 984 nucleotides long. Lineage: Eukaryota; Metazoa; Nematoda; Chromadorea; Rhabditida; Rhabditidae. The record is from the annotation of a GenBank genome assembly.